Rotaria socialis is the source of this 798-nucleotide messenger RNA. Lineage: Eukaryota; Metazoa; Rotifera; Eurotatoria; Philodinida; Philodinidae. The record is from the annotation of a GenBank genome assembly.
AUGAACAAUCCUUGGUAUGUAGAUGAUCCUAGUCCAUCGAAGAAUGAAAAUUUGGUGUAUGCUCAUGGUACAAUCAUGGUUAUUUCUUGGAUGUUACUAGCCUCCACCGGUAUAUUGUUUGCUCGAUAUGGACGUCACUUACGACUUAGUGGAAGACGAAAACUACUUGGAGACGCAAUAUGGUUUCAACUUCAUCGAUUCAUUCUUUGCAUGGUUACCGUUGCAACAUUACUUGGUUUCUUUCUUAUUCUAAUAAAAGAGAAAGGUCAAUGGGUGAGUGCCGCUAAAGACGGAGGCCAUAUUUUCGCGCAUUCCGUUCUUGGUGCUAUUAUUGUUUGUUGUGCUUUAUUACAAGCAUGGCUCGCCUUGUUUCGUUGCAAUACCGACAGUUCUUUUCGCCCAAUUUUCAAUUGGCUUCAUCGAAGCAUGGGAUAUCUGGCAUUUUUUCUCUCUGUACCUACUAAUUUUCUUAUUGUAACAGAGUCGAAAGUGCUACCUAUGCAACAGGAUGGCCUUAUUGCUAUUCUUUCACUUUGGUCUGCCUGGAUUGUUAUUGUGGUCAUUCUCUUUGAAAUUGUGGAAUAUCGUGAUCGACUGAACUCGAAAAUGGGAAUCUAUCGUGUUGCUCGAAAUGAAUUGAUGGGUCAAACUACGUCACUGAAAAGAAAAAUGGACAAUAACGAUGGUGCAAACAUUCGUUCUUUAAACGAAGUUAAACUAUUCUUAUUUCUUUUACACAUUAUCGUGGCUGUUUCUUUAACAAUUCCACUUGUCGUUAUUAUUUGGCUACAAAAUUAG